Messenger RNA from Drosophila willistoni, 1573 nucleotides. RefSeq lists its product as uncharacterized. The transcript has 4 exons. Lineage: Eukaryota; Metazoa; Arthropoda; Insecta; Diptera; Drosophilidae. The record is from RefSeq and is a predicted model, not a curated record. Bases 337 to 1305 code for a protein of 322 amino acids.
CAUUAACAUGUUUCAUAUAUACACUAAAUUGUGUACGCCGUAGAGAGCAGAGUAUUUGCUCUAAAAAAUCAGUUUUUAAUCUAUUGUUAAAAUUACUAUAAAAAAUUCUAAAAUAAACUAAACAACAUAAUAAGUAAAUAUAAACUUUUAUCAGAUGCAACAAUUGUCAGCGAUAGCUUCAAUUUAAUUCAAGUCAAUGUGUAAUGCGUCGUCAUUCAGUCAGUCCUUAUCGAUUUUCCCCACUUGAAAAGAACUAGGACUCGGUCAAUUGGUGAAUCAAUACAGAGCGAUACAAACAAAGACAACAACAAAGAGACUUCCUCUCUUUAAUGAGAAAUGAAAUCGUUGGCAAAGGAAAAAACAAUUUCUGAGGAGGAAAUUAAAUCGCUGAGCAAAAAUAAUACAAACAAUAAUCAUCAUGUAGUGCCCUUGGGCAUUCUCAUAGUACUUUGUACUAUCUAUCUAACGGCGGCCGGAUUGCAACGCAACUAUAUAUACUAUGUAAAAACAGGCGUGGCUGCCUCUAAUCUGCCACCCUCAACAGAAAAUGAGAGCCAACUGGAAUCUCAAGACAAACCAACCUGUCCAAAGUUACAAAUUUUUCAAAAAGACAUAUCCAAACCGUAUAAUGGUGACAAUCUAAAGACAUCAGCCAAGACAUUUUCGCCGCUUAAAAGUCUGAAACGUAAUAAGAACUCAAAAAAUGGCAAACAUUUGGAAACUAAAAAAAAGGAUUCCACAAAGAAAUCGAAUACAGCGGAACCAAUUAUUUAUCUCUUUGCUUUGGUGUUUAUCUAUUUAUUGUUAAAGGCUGCUUCUGAUAUCAAUCAGCAUUAUAAAUCGCAGAAUAAAGGAGAUAAACGUUUGAGGCGCUGCUCCCUACAAUCCUAUGCCCAGGCCCAUAAGCAAGAUCGGCGGGCCUCAAAAGUUCCGGAUGAUUCGCCUCUGCUGCAGCGUAGGCAAGCGAUUUUAAGAGAAGCCCGUUCCAUAUCCGUGGAUCGCUAUAAGUAUACAAUUGCAGCGGAAGUAGCCACAGGUCGACACCAGCCCAUGGUGCCAUUAUAUUGGCCCAUUGCUGCUCUAGCUGGAGGCGGUGGAGGAGGAGGAGGAGAUGCCCCAGCUACGCCUAUGAAUCGUCGGUCUUCGGUGCCCAUCAAUAUUAAUCCAUAUUCCGCCCAGCUGGUUAAGCGCGGAUCGGUUAUAAGUCUGUCAAGUUUGGCCCCCUUGCCACUUGGGCCAGACACAGCGAAUCCAACACUUCCCGACUCUUCCAAGCGUCGUGUACGCAUGAUAAAUCGUCAUUGAAAUGGCCAUUAAUACUUAACUUCCACAACGAAUUAAACGACUUAAGACUCGAGUCUCUCACUUAAUUAAGCAGUUUUUUAUAUAUAUAUAUAUUAUUCAUGUUCAAGUAAAAAAUACAUUUCUAUUUACGCCCUGGCAAUUAGUUUUAAGACACAAUUUAUACACAAAUCUCUCAAGUUUCAUUCUGUUUUUUUUUUUUCUUUUUUGUUUAUAAAAAUUGCACCAAAUGAGCGAUUAUCCUACUUAAGGGCAAGAGAUUUAAAAACAA